Cuscuta europaea is the source of this 2971-nucleotide messenger RNA. Lineage: Eukaryota; Viridiplantae; Streptophyta; Magnoliopsida; Solanales; Convolvulaceae. The record is from the annotation of a GenBank genome assembly.
UGAAUGGGUAUAUAACACACAACUUUAGAGUGAGAACCUUUGUAACGACUGUCGGCUUCCACCAGGCAAAAACCAUUAUCUUUCUCUCUGACACCGUUUCUCUCUCUAAAGUUUGCAGCUUUACUCUUCCUCAUCAAAACCCUAAUUAUUGGUAACUACUGAACACUGAUCGAUCAAUUGGAGCUGGAUCCUCGAGCGUGAUAGCACAUCUAGCCAGCUGUUGAAAUGAAGGGGGUUUCCAGCGUUUCGGCGGGGAGCAUUGGCAUUUUCGUGGAUACCUGAGAUCUAUUUCUUCCUGGUACAGGCGAAGAUUUGGUAUUUGGUUGAUAUAUUAUCAUAGGAACUAGGAAUACUUCAGGUUUUCAACGUAAUGGCACAUAUUAUGGCAAGUCAGUUUAAUGGUGGGGCUUAUCCAGGGUCAUCACAUGAUUCUUUGUACAAAGAACUCUGGCAUGCCUGUGCUGGACCACUUGUGACACUUCCGCGAGAAGGGGAAAGGGUUUAUUAUUUUCCACAAGGUCAUAUGGAACAGCUUGAAGCAUCAACCCAUCAGGGGCUGGAUCAGCAGCUUCCUUCAUUUAACUUGCCGGAUAAAAUUCUGUGCAAAGUAAUGAAUGUUUUUCUUCGGGCUGAACCUGAGACAGAUGAGGUGUAUGCUCAAAUAACUCUGCUUCCUGAAACAGAUCAAAGUGAAAUUACAAGCCCCGAUCCUCCGCUGCCUGAACCAGAGCAAUGUAACGCCCACUCGUUUUGCAAGACGCUCACUGCAUCUGAUACAAGCACCCAUGGUGGAUUCUCUGUUCUUCGGAGGCAUGCUGAUGAAUGUUUACCCCCUUUGGAUAUGUCUCAACAGCCACCAUGGCAGGAGUUAGUCGCUACAGAUCUUCAUGGCAGUGAAUGGCACUUCCGUCAUAUUUUUCGAGGCCAACCUAGGCGUCACUUGCUCACAACAGGGUGGAGUGUUUUUGUUAGUGCCAAGAAAUUAGUUGCUGGAGAUGCUUUCAUCUUCCUCAGGGGAGAAAAUGGGGAGCUCCGGGUUGGAGUAAGAAGGCUAAUGAGACAGCUGAACAAUAUGCCAUCUUCUGUUAUAUCAAGUCACAGUAUGCAUCUGGGAGUUCUAGCUACUGCAUCACAUGCCAUCUCAACUGGUACCCUUUUCUCCGUUUUUUACAGGCCAAGGACAAGUCGGUCUGAGUUUAUUGUGAGCGUAAACAAAUAUAUUGAAGCACAAAAUCACAAGCUCUCUGUUGGGAUGAGGUUUAAGAUGAGGUUUGAGGGUGAGGAAGUCCCAGAAAGAAGAUUUAGUGGGACCAUCAUUGGCCUUGAGGAUGACAUGCCAUCUAGAUGGCCUGAUUCUAAAUGGAGAUCGCUGAAGGUUCAAUGGGAUGAACCAUCUUCAACCACGCGCCCUGAUAGGGUUUCACCUUGGGAGAUUGAACCACUUGUCACUUUAUCACCUCAAAUGCCCCAGCUUCCCCAAAGGAACAAACGCUCACGCCCACCAGCUCUACCUCCGCCUGUACCUGAGUUUUCUUCAAUAGGUACGUGGAAACCGCCUUCUGAUUCUCCCUCAUCAUUCUCAUACUGUGAGACAUCCCGUGGGACAGACCACUUCCCACCUUCCGCUAAACUCACAUGCGGUUCACGGGCAGGCGAGACUGGUUCCAGUAAACCAAUGCAAUGUUCUAGUCAUCUUGAAAAAGACUAUAUUGCCCCUGUCAGUGAAAAGAAGCAAUCCAAUGGCUAUAGACUGUUUGGGAUUGAGUUGAUGGACCAUACAACCAUUGGAGAAACUUUUGUUUCUGCCCCUCGGACCAUGACAGAAGAUUGUCCGACUCUAUGUUUAGAUGCUGAAUCUGACCAGCAUUCUGAACGGUCGAACCCCAGUCGAUCUGAAGCUCCUGAAAUCAGCUUUGUCCAUGAAAAAUCACCUAUGAGGUCUCCCCAUGAGUCACAGAGCAAGCAAACUAGAAGCUGUACCAAGGUUCACAUGCAAGGGAAGGCAGUUGGGAGAGCUGUAGAUCUUACACGGUUUGAUGGGUAUGAUGAUCUGCUCAAGAAAUUUGAAGAAAUGUUUGAGAUUGAAGGUGAACUGUGUGGAUCCUCAAUCAAUAAAUGGCAGGUUGUCUACACCGAUGAUGAGGAUGAUGUUAUGAUGGUUGGAGAUGAUCCAUGGCAUGAAUUCUGCAACAUGGUCAGGAAAAUAAAUAUCUUCACCAUUGAAGAAGCAAAAAUGCUCUCACCUAAAAUUAAGCUUCCCCUCUGUGAAGCUAAGUCACGCAAACCAGUUUCUGACUCGUCCGUUGGCACCGAGGAACUUAUGUAGGGAGGUGAGGCUAGUCACCAUGCGGUAAUGCUGUUAUGUGAAAAUUACAAGAUUAGUGGUUCUUUUUGGGGGUGGGGGUGGGGUGGGAUCGGGGUAGACAGGCCUUGAAUUUUACAAUCUUUGGUGAUUUUUCGUUUUUGGCUACAAGUCAUGGCACGGCAAGGACAUGGCUGGGAUAAAAUGGCAACUCAUCGAUGUAGGAUGGGUCCCAUAUCGAUUUGGAUAACGAUUAAGAUCCUAGAAUCGCAUAUUAUUUUAUAUUAUUAUUAUUAUUAGGUAUGAUUUUUGUGUGAUGGGAUGUCUGGUUUGAACCUUAGAUUAGAUUGAUGAAGUUAGGCUGUAGCCUCUAAUGGAGGGAAGGGAGGAAGAUGGACAGAAACUUGUUCUGUUUUUUUUUGCUAUUUCUUCGUUGUAUCAUUGAGCUAAUUUUGUAUAAAUCCCUCGUGGUGAUACUUGUGCCUUUUUUGGUUGUAUAUAUAAUGUUAAAGAAAAAAAAUGAACUUUUAGUCGCUCAAUUAUACUCCAUAUUGAAUGUAGACCUGUAUCUCAAUUUUUGUAAAUGUCGCUCCUUAAUAGUGAAGUGGAUUACAAAUUUGUCCUUCACAUUUGUUUGGUUGGUUAUAUUGCAAACAUGUUAAGAAUUUG